Messenger RNA from Onychostoma macrolepis, 3796 nucleotides. RefSeq names its product leishmanolysin-like (metallopeptidase M8 family) (gene lmln). Gene Ontology annotation, biological process: proteolysis; cell adhesion. Gene Ontology annotation, cellular component: membrane; cytoplasm. Bases 138 to 2126 code for a protein of 662 amino acids. Gene Ontology annotation, molecular function: metalloendopeptidase activity. The record is from RefSeq and is a predicted model, not a curated record. Lineage: Eukaryota; Metazoa; Chordata; Actinopteri; Cypriniformes; Cyprinidae. The transcript is spliced from 17 exons.
CUGGGUUUACGGGUGAAGCCGGUUUAAUGAACAGCUGAUUUGAAUUCUUCACGGACCAUCCUACAGUUUUAUGCGGUAUUGAAGUGCUUUCUGCAGCUUGACAGGACGGAGAUAUGAAUGUUAAAGUCACGGAGUGAAUGAUGGCGUCGGGAUGGCGGCAGCCUCGAUCAGUUAGAGCUGCUUUAGUCUUUAACACCAUCAUCAUCUUCAUCAGCACCGGCGCACAGACGCACACCUGUGACCACAAAGUGCCCCUGCCCACAGAGGUCAUACAUAAAGUGUUUCUGAAGCCAGAUAGAUUGACCAAAAGAAGCACUGACCAGCAGUUAAAGAUCCAAAUAGAGUACGACUCCAGCUUGGAUUGGUUAGAUGAAGCCAAAAGCAGCCUUGUGAAGGACAAGCUCCUCCCACAGGCCAUUGAUUAUCUUCAGAAGGCCUUCAGGGUUCGUAGGCAGUCAGGUCCAAUAUUACUGAGCAGACAAUGCGCAACCAAUCAGUACCUUAGGAAAAGAGAUGAUCCACAUCGCUACUGUCAGGGACCGUGUGCAGACAUCACUAAGUGUGGCCCAGUUGUUGUCCCUGAACAACAUUUGCAGCAAUGCAGGGUUUGCAGUGAGUCUGGCAAGUCAUGCGGCCCCGCUGGUCCUCCUGAUGGUGAGGGGGUGGUCAGGGCUGAUUUUGUGUUGUAUGUGAGUGCGAUGACCACAGAGCGUUGUGGACAAGAGAACAUCGUAGCCUAUGCAGCAUACUGCCAGCUGGAGUCUGAACUGGACAGGCCCAUCGCUGGAUAUGCCAAUCUGUGUCCCAAUAUGAUCUCUACUCAACCUCAGGAGUUUGAAGGGAUGCUGUCCACAGUCAAACACGAGAUCAUACAUGCCCUGGGUUUUUCUGCGGGACUCUUUGCGUUUUACCAUGAUGAUGAUGGGAAACCUUUGACACCACGUUCUGCAAGUGGUCUACCUGCAUACAAUGAAAGUUUAGGGUUAUAUCAAUGGAGUGAUAAAGUCAUCAAACGAGCAACCCGGCUGUGGGACAUCCGUGGAGGCCACAUGGUCAGACACACGGUCCAUCUUCUGGCCACCCCACGUGUAGUUGAGGAAGCCAGGAGACAUUUUAAUUGCCCCAUUCUAGAGGGCAUGGAACUGGAGAACCAGGGAGGUGCUGGCACAGAGUUCAACCACUGGGAAAAACGUCUGUUAGAGAAUGAGGCAAUGACUGGAUCUCACACACAGAACAGAGUGUUUUCCAGAAUUACUUUGGCCAUAAUGGAGGAUACAGGGUGGUACAGGGCCAAUUAUAGUGUGGCGGAGAACUUGGAGUGGGGAAGAGGUUUGGGUUGCGACUUUGUGAUGAAAAGCUGUAAAUUCUGGAUAGACCAACAUCGCCAUACGAGGCCAACCCUGAGCCCAUACUGUGAUUCUGUGAGGAGCGCACCUCUACAGCUCACCUGCAGGCAGGACCAGCUGGCAGUGGCCGUGUGCAAUCUGCAGAAGUUUCCUCAUGCGCUUCCUGCAGAGUAUCAGUACUUUGACCGUAUCCCUGGUGUCCCUGAGGAAGAUUUACCAGCAUACGGAGGGGCCGUAGAGAUCGCAGACUACUGUCCUUUUAGCCAGGAGUUUAGUUGGCAUGUGGGUGGGGAAUACCAGCGCAGCUCUUACUGCAGGAUACAGGAGAACCAGCCAGCCACAUGGAGAAACUAUGGGGCGGAACAGUAUGGCCCGGGAUCAGUGUGUCUGUACCAGAAGUCACCAUUUGUAAUGGAGCAGUGCACCAAAAGAAUGACCUACCCAGACUGGGGCAGUGGUUGCUAUAAGGUGUCUUGUACAGCCCAAGGGUUGUCGGUCUGGGUGCAGAAUGAGUCCUAUCCAUGUGUUCGUACUGGUCAGGUUAUCAGCAUGAGCAUACGAAUGAAUGAAUGGGUCUACAGUGGACAGCUCAUCUGCCCAACCUGCUCUGACUUCUGCAGCGUCUGCCCCCUCCCUCAUGAGAUCCCCCCUCAAAACACCACCAAGAGUGCCCGCUUAGAUCCUUGUUCCAGGUCUUCUUGUUUGGUGGUGAACUUAUGGCAGCUCCUGUUAACUCUUACUCCACUGCUGAUCGGCUUCCUGCUUUGUGGCAGGGACUGAAUUUGUUCCCAGUUGAUUGGGUGAAUAUGGAUGCCUUGAUAUGCUACAGGCUUCCCUUGAGAUUUAGCUGCUCUGGAGAGCAAAACGGCAAUCAUUUCCAUAGUGUAGUCUGUGAUCUGAUAACUGUUCUCUCUAUGUGGAGGUGUGGACUGUAGGUGGGAUUGAAAAGCCAUUGAUUGCACUCCUCCUUGCCUGGCUGUCAGGUGCCAGCGAGCUAUUGAUCCAAUGUGAAGCCAUAGUCAUGCAAGUUACGGUUAUGCAGGUGCUAAUUAAUGUUCUCUUUGACUCUCUGAUGGACCCGUAGCAUUUUGGGUCAUGAAAUAGGCAUCUGGUUGAGAAUGAUGGGAGAUAUUCACCUCUCGUCUUCUGCUCAUGGUGCUUCUCUGUUGUUACGUGAAAUUACUUGCUGGAAAUGUUUUGAUCAGCGUAUAUCAGGUCAUGUGACUGACGAUGCUUGUGAUUUUGCAUGGAGAAGUGCAAGUGAGAUCUCUUUUAAGGACCGUGCAAGUGCUGGUUUUUAAUUGUUUUUAUUUUUAAAUAAUUUAUAGAAAUUUGAAUAUUGCUGUUGUACAAGAUACAUAGUUUAGAAAGGGUUUAAAUGUGUUUUAAUUUAAUAAUACGCAGUUGGAUCCAGAAGUCUGAGAUUACAUUAAAAAUCUGGGAUAUUUUUUUUUAAUUUACAGGAAAACAACAUUUUUGAAUUUUGUGAGAUUUCAAAAAUAAAUAAAAAUAUGAUGUAAAAUGAAGACACAAUUUUCUAGGUCACUAAAAGUUGACAUUGAUCAUGGGUCUCUUUAUACUGACAAGUCAGAUGUUCUUGCUUCCAUUGAAGCAAAAGAUGCUCUUUGUAUCAUUCUCAAAUCAUGCUGGAGAACAUAAGUUUACACACAUUCUCAAAUUCACGAGCAGCUCGAGUCCAUUUUUAUCAUUAAGAUACCAUUGUAGUUUUUAAAAUAUAUUUUAAAUUAAUUUUUAUUUUAAUAUUUUGUUUUCAGUUUUAGUCUUUUUGCUGUGAUUUUUGUGAUUUUUAUUUACUUUUUAUUUUAUUUCAGUAUAAUUUUUAGUUUUUUUUUUUUUUGUUAUUCUUAGUUUAACUAAAUGAAAAGAAUGUUGCCGUGGCAACUUCUAUUAAUUUGAUUUGAAGUAACAAUGGUUUUAGUUAACUAUAAUAACCCUGGCUCGAGUGCUGGAUGACAACGGAUGACAAACUAAAUAUUCUUAAAUUUCUUUUAAUUUUUAAUUUUACUUUUCACUCAGAUUAUGUUUAUUAUAUCAUUUUUUUUUUAGACAUUUUGUCCUAAAUUAAAUACUGCAAAAUACUGCAUUUUCAUUAGUGGUCUCAGACUUGUGGACUUUGUGGUACGUGUGCGAUUUAGUUUUAUUGCAAUUAGUUAUUUGACAUACUGUCAUACUGAUUCUGUUUACCUUGAAAUGUGUUGCCAGAUUUUGGUCCUAAAGGGCUGUCCUACCAAGGCUGCAGAUCUUUAUAGACUUUGUCUUAUAACAAUCAACUCACUAAAAGCCCUUGAGAAAAGUGCUUUUUAUAGACCUUUAUAUGAGAUCAGAUGACAUUAGCGUGAUUAUCAGUAUGAUUAGUAUCUUUUUUGUUUAUUAUUUUUAUAGUGCUAAUAUAAAAUUUGUCACGGUGUCAAUUCACUCUUUUAUCCAAC